GGUUAAUUUUAGUUCUAAAGACAAAGACGAUUCUGUAAUGCAAUAAGCAAAUCAGAGAUUUAUCUACAAGAUAAUGUGAAUUAUCUGUAUGAUUACUCUUUGGCAUGUAUUCUCGCCCGAAAAAGUGUUGGAGGGAAGUUUGAAGUGUUAUAAACUUCGUCAUUCUAAUUCAGCUGUUCUUUCAGUUGUACAGGCUGUAUAAACUGAAGAGAAACCCUAAAUGUGCUUUAAAUCGUUCUCUCUAAUCGAAGAAGAUGGACUGGAUCCACUGCAAUUCUUGUUAUACACAGCCGUCAGAAAUUCGUGAAAGAAAAUUCUUACUAACUAGCUGUGGUCAUAUCUAUUGCAGCGAGUGCUUAAAAUCGACAAUUUUGCAACAGAAGUGUGGUGUAUGUGGCAAUCAGUACACAACAACUCAGUUAACAUCGAAAAUGAGACCAGAUGUGCAAGAAUAUUUCACUUCACCAGAUGAAUUUCUAAAUAAACUGAUUCAAAUACUUGCAUUUCAAAAUGGGCACCGUAUGCGCAUGAUUGCUCAUCUUAAAGCUCUGGAUCAUAAGUAUAAAACAGCAAAACAAGAAAUCAAACGACUGCAUGAUAUCAUAAGAUCAUUCCAGAAAAAGCUGAAUAAUAGGGAAGAACAGAUUGAGCAGCUGAAACAUGGAAGCCCUACAUCUCCUAUUCAUUCCACAUCCCAGUCUUCACUUUCUGCAACUACUCCACAGCAAAGAUAUUCUCAGCCAGUACAGGCAUCACAGCUACAGAGAACCCUCAUGACAACCAACAGGAUUUCUCUUCCACGAAAUUUGUCUCCAAACACGCCAUUGCCUGAGUUUUCGCCUUAUAGAAUUGGUACACUUACAACAUCCACGCCAGUCAGCAGAAUCAACUGUGGUUCUGCAACCAGGAACUCAGAUCAUGGACCUGGAGAUUUUAAAUCCCCUGUGUCACCUGUUUCUCCUUCAGAUGUUUCUACACAAUACAGAAAACCAGGACAUUAUUCAUCUCAGUCAACGACUCCUGGAACACCAAAAACUCCAUCCACUCCAGGAUAUUCCCCACAUCUGCCUGAGCCUGCUAAUCUUAUGAACAGGAUGGAUCACAUGACAGAAGUGACAUUGAGUCAGAACACUCUGCUGAAUGCCUUAAAUAAUCCAAAAAGAAUAUCUGCUCUACAAUCUAGAAUAUCUCCACAGCAAACUAGAAUAUCUCCACAUCAGACUAUGAGAAUAUCACACUUGCAAAGUCUCAAUGCCAAAGGAAGCCAGUCAAGUAUUUAUUCAAGCCAAAAUGUUUCACAGAGAUCACACAGGGGAAGCAAUUGCUCAUAGACAACAUGAUCAAGUUACAGGCUUCCUGAUGUUGUGAUUAUGAUGAGCCAACUUUGUAUGAAUGGUGUGCGGCUUCUGAAGCAUCUGGGUUAGUUACAAGAAGUUUGGUGAUACAACUUAAUUUCCAUUUCAAUAAAUGCAACAAUUGUCAUCUUAUUUCAGAGACAACCACAUCAGUUCUAAUGGUACAUUUGGGCACAUACGCAUUGUGAACUGUCCAAUGUAAUAUAUAGCAUAAUAUAUGUGCAAUGACACAUUGUAAGCAAAAGAUAACAGAACAUGUGUUUUAUGAGAAGCAUUGUUCUCCAAUAUUCAUUUGUCUUCCUUUUGUAAUGGGAAUUCUGCAAUGGCUUCCAUAUUGGUUAGUGUUAUUAUAGCCAAUGAAUAAAAUUCAAGUAAUAUAUUUGAGUGUUUCUUUAGCUCUCAUAGGAUUUCUUUUCCAAAAGUCAAAAUGAGAAUUUAAAAAUAUAUUAACUUUGAAUGAAAUUUUUGUAUUGUGGUAUGUAAGUGAAGCAACAGAUACAGAACAAAUCUUUACAGACUACUGUUUUAUACAAGAAACUGCCUCAUCAUGUAGUAAAUGGUGUUAAAAUGUUAAAUAUAUUGGCUGAAGAGCCACCAAAUGAUAUCUAGACUAUUGGUAUUUAAUUUGUUUUAGUGCUGUCUUUGAUGGCAGGCUGGUAUGUGCCUUCUCAUAUUUUUUGUAACCUACAGUGACACUUUAUACACAGCUGUGUUUUCAUGGUUAAAUUAGUAAAAAUUCAAGAGACAGUAUAUAUUUUAAUCCAGGGAAAAGCAAAUGAAAGAUACAAAUGUACAAAUGCAUAACAUCACCCACGUCUGAUGAGGGUACCUGCAGUGGGAACACCCCUGAUCACAGGCUGUUCACACAAACUUCCAUAAUGGGAAAAUCUAAGGCAAUCCAUUGGUGGACUUGCUUUUAUCCAACUUUCGCUAUAAAAGUGAACUGUGAUUGCUACUGCUGCUUACUUGGACCAUUUUGGACUUGUGGUAUAAUGCUUUGGUCUGAUGAGUGUGUGGCUUGCACCACCACAAGAGUUAAGUGGAACUUAAUAUUAUUAUUUCAAUGUGUGUCCAUAAUAAAGUAGUAGUGCUUGCACUUAGAUCAAUUUUAGUCAGGUGUUGUUGCAUAUUUGUUUCUA
Molecule: messenger RNA, 2494 nt
Organism: Schistocerca cancellata (South American locust)
Lineage: Eukaryota; Metazoa; Arthropoda; Insecta; Orthoptera; Acrididae
Product: zip homologous protein 2-like
Exons: 10
Coding region: 255-1331 (358 amino acids)
Biological process (GO): homologous chromosome pairing at meiosis; reciprocal meiotic recombination; protein sumoylation
Cellular component (GO): synaptonemal complex
Molecular function (GO): SUMO transferase activity
Source: RefSeq, a predicted model, not a curated record